UCCUGGCCCUCCAGAGUGCAAUGGUUGUCAACAGCCAGAACGUCGUGAUUGCUUACUACAAGAACGAUACAAGCAUUAAGGACGAGACCGAUGACAGUGAAGAGGUUGAGACUUAUCGUGCACUCCUCAUCCUGUCCCUCGACAACGAGGACAUCGCCAGUCUCAGAAUCACCAGGUUCCCAGACCCUGGAGGGCUAGCAUUUUCCCGCUACGUGACUGGCAUCUUUUCUGACUGCGACUGGUUUGGUCGCGAAAAGGAGCUCAUGAUCUCUAUGGCUCCCUUGAAAAAAGACAAGGCAUCUCCUGGACCAGCCUCUAGUGGCAUGCCCUUUGGCCCCAACAUGUUCAAUCCUCCCGUGUCACCUCAGUCACGUGAGCCGAGCCAGGUCACUUCCGGGAAGACUUUGAAGAGGACGUGUGGUAAGCUGGUGACGGUUGCUGCCACUGUCACUCGCCGCCGCAAGGUCCCCGCGGAAAGUUCAGUGAGUGACACUGCAACCUCCCCAUCCUCUCCUUCAAGACCAACAGUGUUCCCGCAGCUUCAAACGAUCCUCCGCACAGCGAAGAACAAAACAACGAGCUCCAGUAAAUCUCUCUUUUCGCGACUCUCGUCCAUUGUCUCGCAAGACGCGAGACCCAAGUGCGACGACCACAGCUCCACCGAUGCUGACAGCGACUAUGCCGAACUGGACGAAGCGCUGAUGGACGCCCACACGCACUUCUACCAACGGCUUUCCUUCAACGACGACAACCUUAAGCUUCCACCACCAACAUCAGAAAACAACCGUUACACAGGGCGAGCCGACGUUCGGUCCGUUUUCGAGGCCCCCAGUCAUUACAGCCAGUUACGUGGAAACCCACGUGAUAUUACACUUCCGGGCCAAUCGUCAUCAGACUCUCCUCGUCCAAACACUUUACCCAGCAACAAAAUUGAAUAUGGGACAUCAUCGCAGGCUUCGUCACUGAUGAACAUGUCCGUAAGUGAGCUCUGCGCAUGUCUGGAGAAGUGCAGGAUGUCGGACCUGGCUCACGUGUGUCGCACUAUGGCUGUUGAUGGCAGUCUUCUGUGUUCUUUAAGUGAUGAAGUGCUUCUGGCAGAGCCAUUUCUGCUGACUCGGUUUUUGCUGGAAAAGUGGCACUGUGUGAAAAACGGCUGGAGGCCGAAACUUGUCUGACAUUGUUUUCUAAUGACUUCAACGGCGAAGGAAAACAAAACAAAAAUUUCUUAUUUCAAUGGGAUAUAUUUUUCAAUGUGCAAUAAAGUUAACACAACUA
Molecule: messenger RNA, 1275 nt
Organism: Pomacea canaliculata
Lineage: Eukaryota; Metazoa; Mollusca; Gastropoda; Architaenioglossa; Ampullariidae
Exons: 6
Coding region: 21-1175 (384 amino acids)
Source: RefSeq, a predicted model, not a curated record